This is a messenger RNA of Guyanagaster necrorhizus, 1005 nucleotides long. Its product is annotated as anaphase-promoting complex, subunit 10. The transcript is spliced from 5 exons. Gene Ontology annotation, biological process: protein K11-linked ubiquitination; anaphase-promoting complex-dependent catabolic process. The record is from RefSeq and is a predicted model, not a curated record. Gene Ontology annotation, cellular component: anaphase-promoting complex. The coding region runs from base 361 to 903 and encodes 180 amino acids. Lineage: Eukaryota; Fungi; Basidiomycota; Agaricomycetes; Agaricales; Physalacriaceae.
GGCGCCUACGACGACGACGGACGAAUUCCGGAGCUUGAGCUGACCUUGGCGAUGGAUAAGAAACGAUGAUGGUGGUCGAAAGGUAAGAAUGAAAAAUACCUGGGAGACCGAAUCCAUCGAGGAUCAUCUGCCGCCCGUACCGGCGGUAGUCUUCGAUGGGGAGCUCCAUGGAAGGCAAGAGGCAAGGAACACUGCUGCAACACGGUCACGGCUUGCCUCUUACCACGAUGUCUCUUCCUCCUCCUGGACAGCCUCUGCCUCUCAUCGACGACGCCAACCUCAACGCUCCCUUUCUCCUCUCAGGUAAACGAUAUAUAGUACCAUUGCUUAAAAUCAUCGCUAUUCAACAGUAACUCAGCCAUGAAACGACCACCAAUCCUUCCUUGGCCAGAUAUCUCUUCACGCGCCAAAUGGUCCGUGUCCUCUGCAAAAUUCGGUUUCGGGGUCGAGUGCUUGCGAGACGGUGAUUCUGAGACGUUUUGGCAUUCGGAUGGUCCCCAGCCUCAUUUCAUCACCAUCGAGUUUCCUCGAAAAAUGCCCGUCCAGAAACUGAGCAUAUACCUCAGUCAUCCUCUGGACGACUCGUAUACCCCCGCGACGCUUGCCAUUCGUGCCGGAACAGGCUCAACGGAUCUGCAGGAUGUUCGAAUAAUAACAUUGGAUAAACCGGAUGGCUGGCUAACUUUCGAUAUCUCAUCGGAACCCAACGAGGACGGUGACGGGCUGAAACCCAUUUACGCCUACGUGCUCCAGAUCAUCGUCAUGACCAACCACCAGAGCGGUAAGGAUACCCAUGUUCGGGGUCUACGUGUCUUGGGACCUAUCGAGGACCAGGAUCCUCUUGACACAGACGUAUUUACGUUCAAAACUCCAGCAUACAAAAUGUACGAAUCAAUUCGAUAAGCCAUUAUCAUGGCACUGUGUAUUACUAGUUGUAUCACUAUUACAUCUCGGACAUGUACACACAUACAGAAUAAACAAAAAAAAACACCUUUCUAUCCGGAC